GGCAGUAUCCGACCAACGAUACCCUCACGGAAAAUUUUACCCUCAUUUCCCACCCUUUGAUUUGUCCAGCAACUAAAAACAGGAUUUGGGAAACUAAUCAACAAUUUACACAUAACUUACGUCCAAGCUAAGAUGUUUAGCAAAGACUCACAGCAAAAGUAUCGGAUUUAUCGUCUUAAUCUUUCAAGCCAACGGUGACCCUUGGCCACUGGCAAAAACUUUCUAAUUGCUGAUUAAGGAGGUAAUUUACCUCCAACACUUGACAGCAAGAGUCAACCAAUUGCCAUUAAAUGUUGGAUUGUGUUUGUCUUUCUUGACAGAAUUGAGUUGCAAAGCCGUGAUAACCCGGUCGUCGGAAGGUAUAACUUCAGGUGGUAUUAGGGACUUCAAACACUUCGUCAGUCAGGCGCGGCCAUGAACGGAGCGGUGUGGGUGGCCCUAGCUGCCCUGUCAGCCCUGUCUGCUGUACUGGCAGAUUCCUGUCAGAACCUGUCUCCGUACUGUGGCGCUAGCCCGGGCUGGCCAUACAAGACUCUGUGUGACGAACACGCCUCCGUACGGGAUAACUGUCACGAGUGGUGCGGCGUCUGCACUUGCUCGGGUGAGCCGUGUGACCAUGGCGGUACCAGAGGAGGGAAUCCCGCGAACUACGGAGAGAACACCUGCGACUGUAACUGUGUAGGGGACUGGACUGGUCCAACAUGUGAAGUGUGCGGCCUGCAGUGCGCUAACGGCGGCACCAUUGACCCUGUCUCCUGCUCAUGUGACUGUCCCCCUGGAUUUGACGGACGUACCUGUUCAGAUUCAUGCAAAAACGUGCAGCCGCACUGUGGCGCUUCUCCUGGUUGGCCCACGCUGGACAUGUGUGUCAACGAUUACGUCAUCGACGGGUGUAGACAGUGGUGCGGGGAGUGCGAGUGUGCCGGGCCACCAUGUGCAAACGGUGGGAGUCGAGGCGGUGUUCCCUCGAACUACGGAGAGAACACCUGCAACUGCAACUGUGUUGAACCGUGGACUGGACCAACGUGUGAAGUCUGCACCAUAGACUGUAAGAACGGAGGUGUUCUGGACAGUAACACCUGUACCUGUACCUGCGGACCUGGAUGGGACGGACCUACCUGUGAAGACGAGUGCGCAGAUCACCAUGACUACUGUGGGGCCAGCCCAGGGUGGCCCAAUACGGACAGUUGUACCAUCGGCUACGUCAGGGACUACUGCCGUGCCAUGUGUGGCAUGUGCCAGAAAGAACUCUGCACCUUACAAUGUCUACAUGGUGGAACCGUGGACGAGGAGGCCUGCAGCUGCGCAUGCGCGGGAGGUUGGACUGGUCCCACGUGCAAUGAAUGCCAGCGUGUCUGUGAUAACGGAGGAACACUGGACCAGGACACGUGUACCUGCCGAUGUGCUCCUGGCUUUGACGGCGCCACAUGCUCUGAUCCGUGUCAAAACAUAUCACCCCUGUGCGGAGAAAGUCCCGGAUGGCCGACCCUUGACCUCUGCUCCUACGGCGCAGUGACGGACAACUGUCACCAGUGGUGUGGACAAUGCUCCUGUACGUCUGUACCCUGUGCUAACGGCGGCACCAGAGGCGGCGUUCCUUCUAACUACGGAGAACACACGUGUGACUGUAACUGUGUCGGCAAGUGGGCUGGACCAACGUGCGAAGAGUGCACCCUUGACUGUAAGAACGGCGGGGUUCUGGACCCCAACUCUUGUAGCUGCACAUGCGCAGACGGCUGGGAUGGAGAGACGUGUGAAGACCCUUGCCAAAACAUAUCACCCCUGUGCGGAGAAAGUCCCGGAUGGCCGACCCUUGACCUUUGCUCCAAUGGCGGAGUACAUGCCAACUGUCACCAGUGGUGUGGACAAUGCUCCUGUACGUCUGUACCCUGUGCUAACGGCGGCACCAGAGGCGGCGUUCCUUCUAACUACGGAGAACACACGUGUGACUGUAACUGUGUCGGCAAGUGGGUAGGACCAACAUGCGAUGUGUGCUCUCUGGAUUGUAAGAACGGAGGAGUUCUGGACACCUCGACCUGCAGCUGCAGUUGUGUAGCCGGGUGGGAUGGAGAGACAUGUGAAGACGAGUGCACUGACACGCACGAGUACUGUGGCGCCAGUCCAGGCUGGCCUAACGCCGACUCCUGUGUCCACGACUACGUCACACAGAACUGCCAUGCCAUGUGCGGUCUAUGCGUGAAGGAAGGUCAAACAACCACUCCCUUGACAACCACACAACGACCAACUACAACCACUCCUGCACCAACAACGGUUACAACUACCACCGAACCAACAACUGUAGCGACAACUACCACCGCCAAACCACAGACGGAGACCUCAGUGGCAACUGGAGUUGAAGACGUCUUUGUCGACCCCUGCCAGAACCUGUCCCCUCACUGCGGCGCCAGUCCUGGCUGGCCCACGCUGGACAUGUGUGUCCAGUACCCGUACGUUCGCGACAACUGCCCGCAGUGGUGUGGAGACUGCGAUUGCUCGGGCCCGGCCUGUGCCCACGGUGGGACCCGUGGAGGGAACCCGGCCAACAACGGAGAAAACACCUGCGACUGUAACUGUGUCGGGGACUGGACUGGUCCAUUGUGUGAAGAAUGCAGUCUUACCUGUGUGAAUGGCGGGACGCUGGAUGAAGCCUCCUGUACCUGUAUCUGUGAUGUCGGAUGGGAUGGCGCGACCUGUGCAGACAAAUGCGAGGACCAUCAUGAGUACUGCGGAGUUAGUCCAGGCUGGCCGACUGUUGAUUCCUGCUCUACUGACUAUGUCAGGGAAUACUGCCCAGCGUUCUGUGGAACAUGCCAAAAACCAGUGCUCUGUUUCAAGAACUGUGCAAACGGCGGUACUUUUGAUGAGGACACGUGUUCAUGUGCAUGUGCGCGUGGCUGGGACGGAGAGACCUGCGAAGACGUUUGUGGGGACAGUCACGCGAACUGUGGAGCUAACCCUGGCUGGCCGACCCCUGACCUGUGCGUGGAGGACUACGUACACGAGCUGUGCCAUGCCUUCUGUGGGGUGUGUGAGCCGAGCUGCAACCUGCAGUGCCUCAACGGCGGUACGUUGGACCCUGAUAACUGCACCUGCUCCUGUGCUGACGGCUGGGACGGGGAGGCCUGCACUGAACCCUGUGGUAACGAGAGCCCCCUGUGCGGCGCCAACCCGGGGUGGCCUGACGUGUCCGCCUGUCAGGAACUGUACGUCCAGGACAGCUGCCAUCAUUUCUGUGGAAUCUGCAGGAAGGUUGGUGACACUUGGGGCCAGGCAACGACAGCAGCGACCACUACAACCCCGCAGCCCACCACCACUACAACAACCACAACUCCUGCGCCAACGACUACUACAACCACCACUCCUGAACCUACAACGACUACAACCACCACUCCUCAGCCUACUACAACCCCGCAGCCUACUACAGCGUCCACCACUACACCGGUACCCCCUGCACCUGGUGCAUGUUAUCACAUGGGGUACUACUUCGAAGACGGUAGCCGCUGGGACGUGUUUGAGGGAGCGUACCGUGUGGAGUAUUACUGCACCAACGGGCAGAUCACAGCCACGAACAGGGUGCCGCUAGCACCUGUCAUGUCAGUGUCCUGUACGUACAUGGGACAGGAGUACAGUGACGGGGCCUCGUGGGACCUCAGCUUCGACGGCUUCACGAUCUCGUGCCAGUGUGACGAGGGUGCGGUCACCUGUCUCCCGGUCUCAAGGGCUAGCCGUUACCGCCGUUGAACACACGGCGGGACAGCAGACGAGUUUUUCGUUUAUGACUCAUCGAAAAGAUCUGAAAAGCAUUUUAAUCCUUUUAUCUAAUCUGAGAGCAUGAUUUAGUUACAAAAUAGUUGCAUAAUAACUGUGUGUUUGUGAAUAAAGAGUUCAA
This is a messenger RNA of Branchiostoma belcheri (Belcher's lancelet), 3889 nucleotides long. RefSeq names its product multiple epidermal growth factor-like domains protein 11. Lineage: Eukaryota; Metazoa; Chordata; Leptocardii; Amphioxiformes; Branchiostomatidae. The transcript is spliced from 29 exons. The record is from RefSeq and is a predicted model, not a curated record. Bases 415 to 3741 code for a protein of 1108 amino acids.